Messenger RNA from Microcebus murinus (gray mouse lemur), 852 nucleotides. The record is from RefSeq and is a predicted model, not a curated record. Lineage: Eukaryota; Metazoa; Chordata; Mammalia; Primates; Cheirogaleidae.
AUGCAUCCAGUCAUCUUUCCCCUUUUAUCUACCUAUCUGAUAUGGGUGUCUGUUCAUCGGUUGAGCCAUCCAUCCAUCCAUCCAUCCAUUCAUCCAUCUGUCCAUUGAUGGAUCCAUCCAUCUAUCCACCUACCCAUCCACCUGCCUAUCUACCCAUCCACCCACCUAUCCAUCCAUCCACCCACCUAUCCAUCCAUCCACCCACCUAUCCAUCCAUCUACCCACCUAUCCAUCCAUCCAUCUAUCUGUCCAUUGAUGGAUUCAUCCACCCACCUAUCUACCCAUCCACCCACCUAUCCACCCAUCCACCCACUUGUCUAUCCAUCCACCCACCUAUCCACCCAUCCGCCCACCUGUCUACCCAUCCACCCACCUGUCUACCCAUCCACCCACCUAUCCACCCAUCCACCCACCUGUCUACCCAUCCACCCACCUAUCCACCCAUCCACCCACCUAUCUACCCAUCCACCCACCUAUCCACCCAUCCACCCACCUAUCUACCCAUCCACCCACCUAUCCACCCAUCCACCCACCUAUCCACCCAUCCACCCACCUAUCUACCCAUCCACCCACCUAUCUACCCAUCCACCCACCUAUCCACCCAUCCACCCACCUAUCCACCCAUCCACCCACUUGUCUACCCAUCCACCCUCCUAUCUACCCACCCAUCCACCUGUCUACCCAUCCACCCACCUGUCUACCCAUCCACCCACCUAUCUACCCAUCUACCCACCUAUCCACCCAUCCACUCACCUAUUUACCCACCCACCUAUCCAUCCAUCCACCCACCUAUCCACCCAUCCAUCCAUUUCUUUGGCUCACUCAGAAGUGAUUCCCUCCCAGAGGGCUUGA